Molecule: messenger RNA, 738 nt
Organism: Cylicocyclus nassatus
Lineage: Eukaryota; Metazoa; Nematoda; Chromadorea; Rhabditida; Strongylidae
Source: the annotation of a GenBank genome assembly
AUGAACAUCAGAGAACACAUUGCAAUUUUAGUGGAAAGGCAUCCGAACCUAUGGUUGCCAUCGCAUGAUGGCUAUCACAAAAGAGACCGACGCGCAGCCACAUGGAACAAAAUUGUCGAUUUGUUGCUUGAACGUGGUAUCGCGGCUGAUUUAGAUGAUGUGAAAGUGAAAUGGAAGGCCAUGCGCAGUGGCUAUAUGAAGUGCCGAAAAGGAAAAUCAGGACAAGCAGCCACUCGCACAGGAAUUUUCAGAUAUCUGGCAUUUCUGGAUCAAGCAGAAGUGGACGCGCCGCGAGUUUCGAAUUUAAAUCUGAGCGAUGAGGAGCACGUGAACGACGAAAACGAAAUAGAGAUACCGCUACUUGGACAGCUUUCUGAAAAGGAAAAGACCCACACCCCGAAAAGAUCCCGAGUGGUUGACAUGUGUGAUGAAGAUAGAGGUGCUCUCCGCGACGCCAUAAACACAGUUAAAGAAAGGUUGGAGGCGGUCAGAAGUAAUGACAAGUUCGAUACGUUUGGCAAUUUCGUGGCUCAAAACCUGAGGGAUAUGGACAAAGCGAAAGCUCAAGAGAAGAUAAAUGUCAUAGUAACGACUCUGGUAACGGAAGUUAGACAUGUCACUACACCGGAGGAAUUUCGCCAGUGCUCGGAAGAGGCAUAUCGAUCUAAGAGCAGUCUCCCAGUCCAAGUAGUCAAGCACUACGAAGACAGCGUAAGAGAAUUAUUUUCCAAAGAAUGA